Molecule: messenger RNA, 1791 nt
Organism: Brassica oleracea var. oleracea
Lineage: Eukaryota; Viridiplantae; Streptophyta; Magnoliopsida; Brassicales; Brassicaceae
Exons: 9
Coding region: 348-1517 (389 amino acids)
Cellular component (GO): membrane
Molecular function (GO): glycosyltransferase activity
Source: RefSeq, a predicted model, not a curated record
UCCGCCAUGAUUGGGGGAGCAGAAAAGUCUAGUGUUUACUUGUUUAGAGCAGAAAAGAUAAUUAGAAGAGUUUAUUUUUUCUAGUAACAUCUCAUCCAUAUAAACACUUGGCCUGAUUUAUUUUCUUUGAAAGUUCUUGGCUUGUCCUUCUUAAAUUUUCGAUAUCUUUAAGGUACAUCAUCAAACUUUCAUUUUUGAGAUCUGGGUUCCGACAAAGAUUCUAUUUUUGUUUCUUCAACCCAUUUUGCACUCCCCCAUUAUCGGAUCCUGCUCGAAUUUUUACAGGUUUUAGAUCAAUGUAAAAGAAAGUUCCAAAAAGAUCCAAACUUUUGCUUUCGAGCUUUCAAAUGGGGGAGACACAGAACCUGCACUUACCUCUACGAACUCGGUCUUCUCUAAAGAAGCCCUUACUGAUCGUUCUAUUAGUCUGCAUCACAAGCGUGCUCUUAAUCUGCACUUACAUGUACCCACAGCACAGCGUGAAGAGCCCCGCUUGCGAAGGUUUGUCCACCAGAGGCUGCCAAGCUGCGCUCUCCGGAUGGCUUGACGUUCACGUCAGAAAACACACUGACGAAGAAGUCGCUGCUCGUGUUGUGAUCAGAGACAUACUCAGAAUGCCUCCUGCUCUGACCUCUAGAUCCAAGAUAGCUUUCAUGUUCUUGUCUCCUGGUACUUUGCCAUUCGAGAAGCUCUGGGAUAAGUUUCUCCAGGGUCAAGAAGGGAGGUUCUCAAUUUACAUACAUCCGUCGAGGUUAAGACCAGUUCACAUCAGCCGUCACUUUUCAGACCGUGAGAUUCACAGCGAUCAUGUCACUUGGGGGAGGAUCUCUAUGGUUGAUGCUGAGAGAAGGCUUCUUGCAAACGCUCUUGAAGAUCCUGAUAACCAACACUUUGUUCUUCUUUCUGAGAGCUGCAUACCGUUGCAUACGUUUGACUACACCUAUAGAUAUUUGAUUCACGGAAAUGUCAGCUUCAUUGACAGUUUUGAGGAUCCUGGUCCGCAUGGGACUGGUAGACACAUGGAUCACAUGUUACCUGAAAUCCCCAAGAUAGAUUUCAGAAAGGGUGCUCAGUGGUUCACAAUGAAGCGUCAACACGCUUUGAUAGUGAUGGCUGAUAAUCUCUACUACUCAAAAUUCCGCCAAUAUUGCAGACCUGGGGUAGAAGCAAAUAAGAACUGCAUUGCGGAUGAACAUUACCUGCCUACAUUCUUCCAUAUGCUUGAUCCUGGAGGAAUAUCGAACUGGUCAGUCACGUAUGUUGAUUGGUCUGAGCGUAGAUGGCAUCCAAAGACAUACAGAGCUCGCGAUAUCUCACUCAAGUUCCUGAAAAAUAUCACGUCAGACGACAUGAGCGUGCACGUGACAAGCGUUGGCAAGCGUGGAGAUGAGCUGCAUUGGCCUUGUACAUGGAAUGGAAUUAGACGUCCAUGUUACCUAUUCGCGAGGAAGUUCCACUCAGAUUCUGUUAACAAACUGGUCAGACUCUUCCCAAACUACACGAGCACAGUGGUCUGAGAGAGAUAGAGAACCACCAGACACAAAUUCUUGAAACUGGAACGAAACACUUCCAGAUUAUCUUUUGGAUUGAAUCGCAUAUUACUGUAAAUUUUCUGAAGAAUUUGAUAUUGCCUCUGGUACUUGAUGUCUAUUUAAUGGGACAGGGCUACUCUACUUUUUAAGGCGUAGCAGUAGUAUAAGAAAGAACUUAGAAGCAGAGAUUUUUGGUUAAGUAAUUGGUUAUUGUUUUCUUUACUCAUGGUUUGGUUAAGAGUGGACCGGUUUAUGAUGA